Molecule: messenger RNA, 1775 nt
Organism: Alosa alosa (allis shad)
Lineage: Eukaryota; Metazoa; Chordata; Actinopteri; Clupeiformes; Clupeidae
Exons: 6
Coding region: 122-853 (243 amino acids)
Biological process (GO): fatty acid beta-oxidation
Cellular component (GO): mitochondrion
Molecular function (GO): 2,4-dienoyl-CoA reductase (NADPH) activity
Source: RefSeq, a predicted model, not a curated record
GGGUCUCAGCUCUUUAUGAAGAGUUAAACGGGCAGAUAAAGUCACAAACUCUGUCACAACCUCUUCUAGAUAUAGCCUAUUGGCGAAGUUCUCUGAUUGUUUUGAUUUUUUUCCGAUCGUAAUGUCAAACGGGGACAGGUUGGUGUUGGCACUUGGCGGUGCAGGUACCGUGGGAUCCGGGGUUGUCAAGGCACUUCUGGAUAGGGGUUUCAGGGUAGCCGUGAUCUCCCGCGACAGCGCCAGAUUGGAUAAACUCAAGGAUUUUGUUUCUCCGUCCACCAAAGGCAACUUGAUCACAUUGGUGGGGAAUGUCGGCACAGAAGAUGGUGCAGAGGAGGCGAAACAAGCUCUUCUAAAACUGGUGGGGAAGGUGACAGAUGUGGUGUCUUCUUUGGGCUUCAGCUGGUGGCAGGGUGGACCCCCUCACACACAGACCGUAAAAGAACUGCACUGGGUCAUUGACACAUUACUGCUCAGCACCUUUGUCUCAUGGAAAACCUUCUUCCCCUUGGUGAGGGAUGAUUCUGACUGCACCUACACGUUCAUUACAGGUGGUGCUGGAGAGAAGAUCCUGAUGCCUGGCACUGGGUUCCUGACGGUGGGAGCAGCGAGCGCUCUGGCCUUCUGUCAGGUUCUGCGGGAAGAGUACCCUGAUGUCUCCUGCAAACUUAAUCAGGUGAAGAUCAACACGGGAGUGGCCACUCCAGAGCGCAUCGCCCCUGGGUUCCUGAACCACCUGGAGCUAGGGGAGGCAGUGGCGACGCUCAUCGAGAGACGGAACACCUCCCACACCAUCUACCCGGUCAGCUGCCCUGCUGACCUAAAAACAGUGAUCCUGGAGGGGAAUCUGUAGAGCCCAUCCGCUUGUGACGGCAUCAGCAGCAGUCAGAACCAUCAUGUGUUGGAAUCCUUGGACAUCCUCUCUGUCUUUGCUGUUGCCAGUUGAUGUUUUUGUUUGUGUGUGUGUGAGUGUGUGAGUGAGUGAGCGAGUGAUUGUCUGUGUGUGUGUGUGUGUGUGUGUGUGUGGGUGUGUGUGUGUGUGUGUGUGUGUGUGUGUGUGUGUGUGUGUGUAUCUAUCUUUCUCUGUGUAUUUGUGUUUGCGUGUGUGCAACCCCUUUUGCAUGCCAGUAAAGAGUAUAUUAAGAGGAUAAAGGGCACAGCUUUGAAAUAUCAGCCAUUUCUGUAAAUGUAUUAUUUGUCUGGCUCGAUUACAUUACACUGCGUGGACAGAUCGACAGCAGUGAGCACUAACCCUGUGUAAAUUGAAUUGUGAAGUGCUUGUUGUGGGAAUUGAAUCAAAAAAUGAAAAAGAGAAGGUGAAUGCGAUUUAACACAAUAUUGUUUUAUGCUUUCUUUUUAUUGUACAGAUCUUUUGACUUUUGACUUUGACUUUGAUCUUUUGACUAGAAGCCACUCUACUCUUUGUGUGUGUUUGUGUGUAUUAGUGUUGAUUUGUGUGUGUGUGUGUGUACAUGUGGUGGGAAGUGGAAUGCUUCUCCCCAUUUUCGCUCACAAACACAAUUUUGCCCCUCCCACCCUCUUAGUGUGUCCCAUUAUCCGAGUGCAACCAAACUUGUAAAUAGGGGCUGCAAUCCCCCACCCUGCCUCACACACAGCCCUACGGAUUACCCGUAUGCCACAGGAAGAUGAAAUGAUUUUGUAAAGAAUGGAUUGCAUUGUUUGUUAAUGCCAUUGUUUAUGUCCCUGUCAUUUGCAUACAGUAUGUGCUUUAGCAAUAUGAAUGUCAUGCCAAUAAAGUAACCAGGAUUCACAAA